GCAUGCUGGGAUGUGUGUAACGCACACAGGUCGGGAAUGGCGUGUUAAGGAGCGCGCACACGCACACCCUCACAAGAACACACACACUCUCUCUCUGUAGGCGCGCGAACAGCUCGCGUGUGUGUUGCGGCGUCGCGCAGGAACUCAACGGGAGCUCGACCUUGACAGACUGAGAGACCAUCACCAUCCUCCUCAUCCUCAUCCUCGGCGCCAGCUCCACUUCAGCGCGCUUGAAGCUCAGCUGGCACUUCCUGGGGUGUAAGGGACUGCUGCUGUCACGAUGGACGCCCAAUCACAAGGCCAGCAGCCGCCGGUGCCAGUGUUUCAGCCACAGAAAAUCCAGCAGGAUAUGGGCUAUAACAAUUUAGCCAAUUUUCACAUUGAAAAGAAGAUCGGAAGGGGGCAAUUCAGCGAGGUUUAUCGUGCUACAUACAUGCUAGACCAUACACCGGUAGCUUUGAAAAAAGUGCAGAUAUUCGACUUGAUGGAUGCCAAAGCUCGGCAAGAUUGCAUCAAAGAAAUAGAUCUCCUGAAGCAAUUGAACCACCCCAAUGUAAUUAAAUACCACGCGUCAUUCAUUGAGGAGAACGAGCUAAAUAUAGUACUGGAACUCGCAGACGCCGGGGACCUCUCACAAAUGAUAAAGCAUUUCAAGAAACAAAGACGGCUGAUUCCUGAGAAGACAGUAUGGAAGUACUUUGUUCAGCUGUGUAGCGCACUGGAGCACAUGCACUCCCGCCGCGUCAUGCACAGAGACAUUAAACCCGCAAACGUCUUCAUCACAGCCACUGGAGUGGUGAAACUGGGCGACUUAGGCUUGGGACGCUUCUUCAGUUCCAAAACAACUGCAGCUCAUUCUCUAGUGGGCACCCCAUAUUACAUGUCUCCCGAGCGAAUACACGAAAACGGAUAUAACUUCAAAUCUGACAUCUGGUCGCUAGGCUGCCUGCUCUAUGAGAUGGCCGCCUUGCAGAGUCCAUUCUACGGGGACAAAAUGAACCUCUACUCACUGUGUAAAAAGAUUGAGCAGUGUGACUACCCACCACUACCGUCUGACCAUUACUCUGAACAGCUGCGAAAACUGGUAGAUAUGUGCAUCAACCCCGACCCAGAGAAAAGGCCCGACAUCACCUACGUAUACGGCAUCGCCAAACACAUGCACGCCCUGACGGCCGCAAACUGAGUCUGCUACCCAAUUCCUCUUGCUUCUACUUUUAAGACCUUCGUCUGGCCCACAAAUGUCAUUUAAAGCUUGUUUUGCUCUGUCGUAAUACAACCUGGCAUCUUCUAGUACCAAAAACGCAACGUAAACAAGGCCUUAAAGACACAAACGACCGUUGACCUUUACACAAAGCACUUCUAAGAAAAAUAAGCAGUGUUGUAAACUGGUUUGACUUGAUUUUAACUCUCCGAUAUGGCGGUGCUGCAAUAUGCGACGAUCGCAUAUACACCUCCAUUUGUUUUUCUGUCAUUAGCAUGAAAGUCUGAUUUGUUUUUAAGCUCCCACAAGAACUUUUUCACAGCAAAACUUAUGAGAAAAACAUCUCUAUAAAAAUUCCCCCUAAAAAGCGACUUUGUCGCAUUCGAAAUUUCAUAGGUUUGUCGUCCUGUUACAAGAGGAUGACAUCAUAGUGGUAUUUGUCGGCAUUUCCGUAGACUAAAUAAUUAGUCCGUAUCGAAACCUCAGCAUUUUUGUACUCGUGACUCUAUAAAACCACACAUUCAAUCCAAGUAUUUCCAAUCCGUCCUUUCCACACCUAUUUAUUGCAAUACUUCUCGAAGCAGUUCAAAAUGCGUUAAAUAAAUCAUAGAGCACAACAAUACGUUUGCGUUCGCCAGAUAUCGCAUUCAGGAUGAAGUCCGUUUUGUCUGUAGGAGAUUAUCCCCAGUAUCCGCACCUGGUACGGCUGAUACUUGAACUUUAAUAAAUGAUUAAUGCAAAGGCCUCACUUGCAAUGCAGUAACUUAUAAAUAUUCACACAUCCUUCACAGUGCCUUGUUCUGCACUUCAGAAAACGCAAAAACAGUGCCUUUCUUCCUGUAAACCGAAACGCGUUUUUAUACCGAAUUGGCAACGAUUACAUCAUGCGAAACAACCGGUGUCGAGCUUCCUGAAAGAGGUACGUUUACACGACUUUUUUUUUUAACAAUGCAAGGAUUCCGCUACGUUCGCCGAAACGUUUUGACCUCUUCCGGACUGUAAUCUCCGUGCUCCUUUGCUGCUUUCCAGAACGUGGCUUGUGAUCUUUGGCAGACUCGGUCUAAUAUGAGUUACACAAGCGUAUGAAGUUAUACUAUAAUGACAGCAGCUAUUUCGCAGCACCUUUUGCAGACAGUAUGAUUUGCUGUGAUAGUACCAAGUAUAAAAUGGUAUGUUUUUUCUAACUUUAGUCAAGAGCAUUUUUAGUGUUUACCUAUUGUUUUUUUCCCAAUAAUCACUUUUUUUCUUGUCUUUUGUUAACACGAUAACAGAUACGCUUGUUGCCUUAUCGAUAACAGUUAUGUAUUUAUCUUGACAAGGCCUGUUUCCAGCGAGAUCUGGAUCUGAAGCACACAAAUCGGACGCUCACUGUCUACCAGACUGUACUCUGUAUACUUUCACCCAAAUCAUUUGGGAGGGGAAGGAAAGGCAACUUUUUAUUUAUUUGUCUUUUUUGACGGUUUAUUUGAACAUGUUUAACAUUCAAGAUGCACAUUAAUUCUUUAUAUGCUAAUUGAAAUGAAAUAAACUGAAAUGACUUAAAGCUUUUA
Molecule: messenger RNA, 2751 nt
Organism: Labeo rohita (rohu)
Lineage: Eukaryota; Metazoa; Chordata; Actinopteri; Cypriniformes; Cyprinidae
Gene: nek7
Product: NIMA-related kinase 7
Exons: 10
Coding region: 281-1183 (300 amino acids)
Biological process (GO): protein phosphorylation
Molecular function (GO): ATP binding; protein kinase activity
Source: RefSeq, a predicted model, not a curated record